CUGUUUUCACUUUUCACAAUCAUUAAUCAAAAGAUAAACGAUGGCAAAGCCGUAUAGGUGCAUUUCGUCUUUAAUAGAAAGUCCACCAGUAUGCAAUCUAUGCGAAACAAGUGUCAGUGUACAUUCUCGAUGUCUUGAAUGUCAAGAAUUUCUUUGUGAAAAUUGUCGGAAAGUUCACUCGAAAGGAAAAGCUACAACGUCACAUAAAAUUAUUCAGAUAUAUGGUAAUCGAGAUGCUCUGCCAUUUACUAAGUUUAUUAAAUGUACGGAUCAUGAAAAAAGUGAUGUUAUUAUGUACUGCCAAAACUGCGAAAGUUUGGUUUGUUCGGAAUGCAUUGCCAUUACACAUUCUGGACACUUGUUUCAACAGGUAGACUGUGUUUAUAACGUUAAGGUAGAAGAACUAGAAAUGAGACUUGCAGGAAUAGAAAACGAUUCACUAAAGGAAAUUUCAUUGCACAUUAAACGAACCAAGUUUAAAAAAAGACAUAAGAAAUCCGAAAUUGAAUUUUUGAAAGAGAGAAUUAUUCAACUAACAGAAGUACAAAAGAAAGUGUUAGAAAAGAGAAGAGACUCUCUCUUGAAUGACUUAGAUGAUCAUUUCAAUACAUCUGAAAAAAUACUGUGUAAAACAGAAAUGGAUCUGAAUCUAAUUAAAACGGAAUUAAAGGACUGUCAGCAGAUCAUUUACAAAUCACUUUCAUCUUGUGAACGAAUUGGAGUUAUUCGAUCCGCCAACUCAACAAAAGAGAAACUGGAUAAAAUAGAUGUCUCACAGGGAGUACCUGCAAUCGAAUCGCCAUCUUUCGAGAAGAGUGACCUUGACGCAGACAUUUGUCUUGGUGUCGUUUCAUUUUCAUUGAAUACGAAUGGUGGAGAUACUGUUAGCGAAACCACUAAUGGCGUUAAGGUGGAAACAUCAGUUGCUGGUGUCUUGGAUACAGAUUAUCGAUUUAUUUCCUCUGUGUGUCAGCUUAGUGGUGGAUAUUCUUGGAUUGGAAGCUCUAGUGGUGAAACUAUAAUGCUUGUUCAUCACAACGACGAUUUACAGAAAGUAAGCGAACUGAAUGUUACUGCAGAUGAUAUGGCACACUUAGCAGCUGACAAAAUUCUCGUCACUUGUCCAGAUGACCCUAUAAUUCAAACAGUGUCAACAAUUGAUGGUUCUUCUCAAACAUUUUUGGAUGUUUCUCCUCUAUACCCAACAGGUAUUCACAUCAAUGGAAACAAGGACAUUUUAGUGUCCAUGGUUGAGGGACAUCGUUAUAGUUUCAAAGUCGACAGUCAAAGAAAAGUAGUGCGAUAUUCGUCAGAUAAGAAUAUAAAAUCUGAAUAUCAAUUUGCAGGAACAAAAAGACUUUUUACGUAUCCGUACAAACUCUGUGAAAACACAAAUUCAGAUGUCUGCGUUGUUGACAAGUCUGGUGCGUUUACUGGUCGUCUGGUUAUACUAGAUCAGUCUGGAAGUUUGAGAUUUACGUACAAUGGAACCUCAUCUGUGGACCAAAAACCGACGUUCGAUCCAAGAGAUGUUGUUUGUGAUAGCUUGGGUCGUGUUAUUAUUUCAGACUGUGGCAAUCAUACUUUGCAUAUCCUUGACCAUGAUGGUGAUAUCAUAUGUCAUAUUAAUACUGUUAAACUUGGUAUAAAGUAUCCAUGGAGUUUAUCAUUGGAGUCAUAUGUGAAAUUGUGGAUAGGAUGUAAGGCGGAACCAGAAAAAUCUGACACUGCUAAACUUUAUGUUAUUGAAACAGAUAUAGACCAAAUGUGUAUAUAAUUGCAGUGCAAUUUUUUCACAAUUAAGAUUUUAAAAUGUGUAUGAGGAGGAACUCAACGACUUCAAUUGAAAAAUAUUAAAUAUCAUUCUCUGAUAACCUUCCAUAUUUAUAGUAUUGUGUUUUUUCGCAAUUAUGCACUUUGUUGAACCAAUGAUAACUCCAACUAAAUAAAUAUGUAUAUGUCACUCUUCCUGGUUAUAAAGACAAUCAACAAAAUUCCUCAUUGACUCGUAUUUCUCAUUUAAUUUUUCAUGCAAUAAUGUCUCCAACUUAACAAAUGUUCAUAAGACCUAAGUGUUGGGUAUACAAAUAUAAAUAUCAUAUUGAUUUCAAACAAAACACACAUUAGAGACUUAUAUAAAAAGAAAAACAAACAAAAAACUAGUUAUAAUUUUCAUGCGGUCGAUGCA
Molecule: messenger RNA, 2188 nt
Organism: Mytilus trossulus (common blue mussel)
Lineage: Eukaryota; Metazoa; Mollusca; Bivalvia; Mytilida; Mytilidae
Product: protein wech-like
Exons: 1
Coding region: 41-1777 (578 amino acids)
Molecular function (GO): protein binding; zinc ion binding
Source: RefSeq, a predicted model, not a curated record